AUGGGGAUAAUUACUGAAAUUGACCGCGAUUAUAAACUGUACAAUAAAUUGCCAGCUCGUUACCAAAAUAUUAUAGACGAGAGCAUCAAGAACAACUUAAUUUAUAGCGAAAGAGGUUGGAUAGCCACUGUGCUAUCUGUCGUCCUAAUGUUCCCCAUCAUGGCUACUGUCUUAACAGUCUACAGUCACUUAUUCCAGUCUGAACCUCAAAGGGUCAUGGUGCACGAUGUUAGGACCCCAUAUGGAGACGAUAAUGAUAGAUUUAACUCGCCAUACUACGAAUUAAUGUUUAUCUAUAUGUUGUAUUGCUGUCUUUUAUAUAUCAUGAACUUUAUCGGGUACGAUGGAUUCUUUGGUUUAUCGGUCAAUCACGCUUGCUUGAAAAUGAAGAUUUAUUGCAAGAUGUUCGAAGACGCGCUUAGAGGAGACGAAUGCGGUCUACAUAGACGGAUUGUCGAAGUGAUCAAGGAACAGAACAGGCUAUUUAAGUUGGUUAUUAUUAUAGAAGUGUAG
Messenger RNA from Leptosia nina, 513 nucleotides. The record is from the annotation of a GenBank genome assembly. Lineage: Eukaryota; Metazoa; Arthropoda; Insecta; Lepidoptera; Pieridae.